This is a messenger RNA of Bipolaris oryzae ATCC 44560, 294 nucleotides long. RefSeq lists its product as uncharacterized. The record is from RefSeq and is a predicted model, not a curated record. The transcript has a single exon. Bases 1 to 294 code for a protein of 97 amino acids. Lineage: Eukaryota; Fungi; Ascomycota; Dothideomycetes; Pleosporales; Pleosporaceae.
AUGUCUAUAAACCCACUCAUUCAAAAUACAUGCGCACCAUGCACCCUCGACGUAGCCGCAACCUCAUCGCGCCGUCUUCACGCUGACUGGCUCCUUGGCAUCAAACGUCGGCUGGCGGCAUGCAAUCUAUAUAAUAUGUACUCACGGCACGAAUGCUGCCCUCCCGGACCUGCCACAUAUCCUGCCACAUCCUGCCACAUCCUGCCCCAUACUCCAGCACGCACACUGUACCAAACAACCCAACCAAGAGUAAAAUUCCCCUUCUCAAUCCGGAUCCCGUCUGUUUGUAAAUGA